AUGACUGAAGCGUCUUCCCUGAAGCGGUCACCUACGACACCUUCUACACCAAGGUUAGCGGGUGAUUACAACAGUAAAAAGUUUAAAGGGGAAUUUAGUUCAUCACCAACGAAGUCAGGUAAGAAUAAAACUCCAUCGGUCAAAGAAUUGAUGAAGGAGAACAUUUGUCAGGCUCGAGAGCUCAAGAAGGUCAAGGAACUUCUGUCAUUUUUGGAACUCGAAAGAAAAGCUUCCAUGGAAAACUAUGGAACAUGA
This is a messenger RNA of Lachancea mirantina, 255 nucleotides long. NCBI's taxonomy places the organism in Eukaryota, Fungi, Ascomycota, Saccharomycetes, Saccharomycetales, Saccharomycetaceae. The record is from the annotation of a GenBank genome assembly.